AUGACAGGUCUCACAGUUCCAGUGGUGCAGAUUAACUCGCAUCACACCAAAGGCGCUUCAGCGAUUUUAGCUAGAGGCAUGGCUGUGAUGCAGACAGCAAUAGCACUUGUACAAGAACUAUGGCUCUUGAACAACGCUAUAAAAGGCCUGAGCGGUAGUGGCAAGAUUAUCUCGUCCACCACUCAGGAAAAAAUAAGGACAUGUAUAGUGACAAAAAGUCUAAAUGCAAUCUUAAUGCCGCAGUUCAGUAAUGGAAAUAUCACGGUGGUACAAGUGAGGCUUAAUCUGGACGAAGGGACCCACAGGGAUGUAUUGAUGGGGUCAGUCUACAUGCCCUAUGACGCCAAAGACCUUCCACCACAGAGGGAAGUCAAAGAGCUGAUGAAAUAUGCGGAGGAGAGAAGGCUAGAGGUACUCCUGGGUUGCGAUGCAAACUCUCACCAUGUGGGAUGGGGGAGCACGGGCAUCAACCCGAGAGGGGAAAGCCUACAUGAAUUCGUCAUGGACAGCAAGCUAAUCAUCCUAAACAGAGGAACGGAGCCCACUUUCAUGGACUGCAGAAGACGUGAUAGACCUAACCCUAUGCAGCUACGUUUUGCGCUCGAGCACAAGGAAAAGGGGAAAUGGGGUCGCAACCCCAGAAGCACAAACUGGACGAGCUACAGGAAGGACCUUGGCACCAUUCUGAAAAAAGCCCCGUCCAGAUUUAAUACAAAACAGGAUCUAGAAGCGGCGUCGCAGUUUGUCAGCGACGCUAUCCUAGAGGCCUAUGAAGCAAACUGCCCACUAAAGCGGAAACAAGUCUCAACCAAGGUCCCAUGGUAG
Messenger RNA from Odontomachus brunneus, 825 nucleotides. RefSeq lists its product as uncharacterized. The transcript has 2 exons. The coding region runs from base 1 to 825 and encodes 274 amino acids. The record is from RefSeq and is a predicted model, not a curated record. Lineage: Eukaryota; Metazoa; Arthropoda; Insecta; Hymenoptera; Formicidae. Gene Ontology annotation, molecular function: catalytic activity.